AUGGCAACUCAAACCAACCAACAGAUAUUCUCGGGUGGAUUUGCAAAGGUCUUGGAAGAACAAUGGCAAGUUGACGUACGGCUCAAGGCGGGUGUGGACAACGAUGACGAUUCAGCUAUAUCCGUCCACAAACUUAUUCUGGCAUCAAGAUCGGAGGUAUUUAAGAAGAUGCUGGAAUCGGACGAGGUUAAGACUUUGGCUGAGCAGGUCGAGACAGUCACUCUAUCAGAGAUGAAAAAAGAAGAGUUAGAAACUUUUGUUGAAUUUAUGUAUAGUGAUGGUACUAUGCUUUCUCCGAAAGCUAAGCAGCAUGUUCGGUCACUCUAUCUUGCCGCUGACAAAUACGAAAUCCCUCAUCUACGUGAUCUGUGCAGAAACGAAAUGAUAUCUUCUCUGGAUAUUUCGAAUGCUCUUGACUUCCUUGAGCUUGCUCAGAUACCUUUCGACAAUGGCCUCAAUGAAGCCGCUUUCAGUUAUGUCAAAAAGAAUAUAUCUACCAUAGCUAGCUCGGAGGUCUUCAAAUUAUUCGUAGCCAGUAACCCAAAUCUUGCCUGGGAGAUAAUGAAGGCUUCUGUUUCGAAGACAAGCAACAGUUACUUCAAGGCUUGUAGAAACUGUGGUAGCGACUGUUUUUACUGUUAGGGGCUGAUCUAGAACUGGAUUUAAUCGGGGGCACAUAACAUUUUUUACUAUAUUUUAUAAUUCAAUAGGGGGCACUGUCAUUGAUUAAGCUUAAUUACUCAAAGAAAUUGAAUAAUUAGAUGGGGGCACAUCCGCCUGUACGGGUCUUACUACGUCCGCCACUGUUUACUGCAGAUGAAGUCUUUCGUUACCACAGUAGGAAUCACGGUUACAUGUCAAGAAAAAGAAAAGAAGACUGUUAACAUGAUUGCACACGCGACGUCUUUAUUUUCCCAAUAAUCGCCUGAAAUGCGAUUGAUCUGUUUUUAAUGAGCUCAAUAUGCCAAAUCAUAUUAUUUGUAUUUACUUAAAUAAGAUUGUGUGUCUAGAGUUUUCUUUGGUCCUAUUUUGUGGUCAGUUUUGAUUUACGACUAGAUUGAAGUAAUCUAUUAUA
Brassica napus (rape) is the source of this 1075-nucleotide messenger RNA. Its product is annotated as putative BTB/POZ domain-containing protein At2g40440. The transcript is spliced from 2 exons. Bases 1 to 642 code for a protein of 213 amino acids. NCBI's taxonomy places the organism in Eukaryota, Viridiplantae, Streptophyta, Magnoliopsida, Brassicales, Brassicaceae. Gene Ontology annotation, molecular function: protein binding. The record is from RefSeq and is a predicted model, not a curated record.